Messenger RNA from Coniophora puteana RWD-64-598 SS2, 762 nucleotides. RefSeq lists its product as uncharacterized. Gene Ontology annotation, biological process: polysaccharide catabolic process. The transcript has 5 exons. Lineage: Eukaryota; Fungi; Basidiomycota; Agaricomycetes; Boletales; Coniophoraceae. Gene Ontology annotation, molecular function: cellulase activity. The coding region runs from base 1 to 762 and encodes 253 amino acids. The record is from RefSeq and is a predicted model, not a curated record.
AUGAAGUCUCUCUCCAGCGUGCUCGCCCUCGUGCCCUUCGCCCUCGCCUCCCCGGCCUUGCUCAAGCGCGUUGACACGAGCCAGGUUUGCGGGCAGUACGACACAGUCACCGCGGGCAACUACGAGCUGCUCACGGAUCUGUGGGGUGAGUCAGACGCGACGUCGGGCAGCCAGUGCUCGCAGAUCACGUCGCAGAGCGGGAGCGACAUUGCGUGGACGACGACUUGGACGUGGACGGGCGGCAGCAGCGUGAAGAGCUUCUCGAACAUCCAGCUCAACGAGGGCAUAAAUGUGCAGCUGAGCACGAUAUCGAGCAUGCCCACAACCUGGGACUGGUCGUACGCCUACUCGGGCACGAUCGUCGCCGACGUCGCGUACGACACGUUCACGAGCGCGACUUCGGGCGGCUCCGCCGCGUAUGAGAUCAUGGUUUGGAUGGCCAACUACAACGCCGGCCCGAUCUCGGCCACGUACGGUUCGGACGGCUCGCCGACGCCCAUCGCGAGCGACAUCACCAUCGGCUCCUACACCUGGAACCUGUACUCGGGCUCGAACGGCUCGAACGCGGUGUAUUCGUUCCUCCCCACGAGCGGCGACAUCACGAGCUUCAGCGGCGACCUGUACGCGUUCUUCCAGUACCUGAUUGACAACGAGGGCCUCAGCUCCUCGCAGUACCUCACCACCGCGCAGGGGGGCACCGAGCCGACCAGCGGCUCCGAUGCUACUUUGACCACCACGCAGUACAGCUUGGCCAUCAACUAA